Messenger RNA from Osmerus eperlanus (European smelt), 1092 nucleotides. It is a transcript of the gene pkig, whose product is annotated as protein kinase (cAMP-dependent, catalytic) inhibitor gamma. Gene Ontology annotation, molecular function: cAMP-dependent protein kinase inhibitor activity. The transcript has 3 exons. Gene Ontology annotation, cellular component: nucleus; cytoplasm. Gene Ontology annotation, biological process: negative regulation of cAMP-dependent protein kinase activity. Bases 232 to 468 code for a protein of 78 amino acids. Lineage: Eukaryota; Metazoa; Chordata; Actinopteri; Osmeriformes; Osmeridae. The record is from RefSeq and is a predicted model, not a curated record.
UUUCCCUUCAUUGUUUCCCGACGUUGUUAAGAGUACAUUUCUCCCGCUGGCUUGCAGAGACUUUUAAUAACCAACAGACAAACACAGUUUAAUUGCGCAUUGGUUUCGUGCAGUUUAUCGGGUUUAAGUCGAGAAACUUAAUUGGUGUUUUGUACGUUGACAUUCAAUUGUAACAAGUGGAUACGAGAGGAGAGCGAACCAAGGUGUGAUGAGAGCUCUGGUCAUGGAGAGAUGAUGGACGUGGAGACGUCGUACUCGGACUUCAUCAGCUGUGAUCGCACCGGCCGCAGGAACGCAGUACCUGACAUCGCCGGGGAGGAGGCGGGAGUGAGCGCCACUGAACUAACCAAAGACAUGGCAGAGAUGGACCUGAAGGCUGGCCAAGAGGGGCAGCCUGGGCCCUCCCCGCCCCCCGAGGGAGAGAGCUCUGCCAGCCAAGACGCCCAGGGGAACCGGGACCCGUCCUAAACCCUCAGCACGGAGGAGGGGGAGAUGGAGCAGGGAGAGAGAGAGAGGGAGAGGAUCUUUGUGUUGUCUUAUCCGGACGCCUUCUCCUCUCCCAGCCCAUUCUGAGCCAGCAGCAAGGCCCUCUCCCCUCACUGUGGCCCAGCCAGCGCCCUGCUGACAGCCCACAUGCAUGCCUCUCUUUAACCAGAUACACGGGGGACUAAAGAUGACGGAACUCUAGCGGAACUGAUUGCGGAAGAGGUGCCGUUACUGCUGCGGUGCGGUUAUGGAUGGAAGGAUAGUUUUACCCAAUACUCUGAGAAAGCGCAGAUCUCCAGAUUCAUGUCACUGGAGAUGAACUGAUUGAAUACAACACAUUUAGACCAUGUUGUGGCAUCCCGUCCCAUAUCUAAUAUAGACCGCCAUAACGAGGAGCUGUACUGAAUGCAUAAUCCUUUUUGUUUGUCCUUUCUUUUGAGCAUGGUGACCUGCUCAUCAUUUAUCGUUUCCUAUUGACCUUUUCCUUUACAGUAACAUGUAGUUAGCAGGUAUAAUGUACUGUAGGAAGAUCAUAUUUAUUUCAAGUGUAAAACCUUUGUAUAAGGAACUUCUUUGUGUAAUAAAACACAUAUGAAUCUAUUGCAA